Molecule: messenger RNA, 1136 nt
Organism: Salvelinus namaycush (lake trout)
Lineage: Eukaryota; Metazoa; Chordata; Actinopteri; Salmoniformes; Salmonidae
Product: mRNA decay activator protein ZFP36L1-like
Exons: 1
Coding region: 138-1109 (323 amino acids)
Molecular function (GO): metal ion binding; mRNA binding
Source: RefSeq, a predicted model, not a curated record
UGAGCCUGGACCUCCGGGACACAUCCAAGCAGUCAGCAUUCCCAGUGAGACCUGUUGGUUACAAUAAGCCCUGGACCCCAUGUUCCCUCUCUGCAUCUAGCUCUGCCCUCUCUACUCACUCCACAGAAAGUGCAACCAUGACCUCCAGCCACUGGGGGCAGAACACAGAGGCCUCACUCCCAUCAAGAUUGAAGAUGUCAUUCUGGGCUGAGCGCUCGGUCAGCAUGGUGGAGCCCAGCACGUGCACCCUGGGCUGGGCCUCUACAGAGCCUAAACAGCCCCCAGCCUCCCCUACUGGUGGCCCUGUCUCUGGGUCUCCCACCUCCUCACGCUAUAAGACUGAACUCUGCCGCACCUUUGCCGAGAGUGGCAUCUGUAAGUACGGGGGGAAGUGCCAGUUUGCCCACGGCUUUGAUGAGAUACGUGACCUCAACAGACACCCCAAGUACAAGACGGAGCCUUGUCGCACCUUCCACACCAUUGGCUUCUGUCCUUACGGCAUCCGCUGCCACUUUGUUCAUAACAACGAGGAUGACCUGGGCCCUGGUCCUGCCAGACCUGGGCCUGGUCCCCAAACCCCCCGAACCAGACGACCCCCUCUACUUAGGCAGAGCUUCAGCUUCGGAGGCUUCCCCUCCGCCCCUCCACAGCCCCUGGAGCACUCCCUCCCCCACCCCUUCCUCCUCGUGCCUUCAGUCUCCCCUCCCACCUCAGCUGACAUCACCGACCUGCUCUCCCGCGCCUUCUCCGAGGUGGACUGUGUCUUUGAGCCGGCCCAUGAACUCCAGUCUCAGUUUCUUCCCUCUCCUGACUCAGGCUGUUCCCUCUGUGGACUGUCCCCUGUGCCUUCCCCCUCCCACAACCCCUGUACCUUAUCAGAGGGCUGCGGCCUGCAGCAGAGCCAGAGUCCCCCCUGUGGGCCUGCUCUCAGGGCCAGGAGCCUCUCCUAUACCUCCCUGUCUGACCACGAGGGUGGGUGUGGCAGCUCAGCCAGCAGCCUCAGUGGGUCUGACUCCUCUGGUCCAGAUGGGUCUGGUCGGCGGCUGCCUAUCUUCAGCCAGCUGUCAGUGCCUGACGAGUGCUGCAGCAGCACUAGCUUCUUCCUCUAGGUAGGAUGGUCUCCUCAAACCUUCCCC